This is a messenger RNA of Ctenocephalides felis (cat flea), 2272 nucleotides long. RefSeq names its product putative histone-lysine N-methyltransferase 1. Lineage: Eukaryota; Metazoa; Arthropoda; Insecta; Siphonaptera; Pulicidae. The record is from RefSeq and is a predicted model, not a curated record. The coding region runs from base 1 to 2244 and encodes 747 amino acids. The transcript has 5 exons.
AUGGGAAGAAUUACAAGAAGCAAUGCAAAGACAAUAACUCAUAAUACUGUUACCUCUUCUCGAAGAGCUAAACAAUUAACUGAUUCAAAGAAACCUUCAGGGAGAAAGUCUAAAGCGAUAGAAAGUUUGGUAUCAAACGUGUUGAAAAAAGCAAAUGAUAGCAGAAACAAAUCUCAGGGCCAAUUGAUUAAUAACUCAUCUUUAAUAGGUAGAAAUAAACUUAUUAAUAUUGAUGAAAAAAUUUUAAAUGACGAUGAUGAAAAUAACAGCUCAAAUACAAAAUUAGAACAGCAUGCUGUCUUAAAACCAGAUGGUAGAAAUAAAGCAGCGAACAAUAAUUUAGGUAUUGACCGAGUUUCCAGGUAUUCAAAAAGGAAUAAUGCUGCUCUUUCCGCACAGGAAGUUAAAAUCACUAUUGCGAAUGAUCAGAAAGAAAUGCUUGAUGAAAUAAAUGUCAUAGAAAAAGAGGCAGCGGCAACAAUUGGAAAAGAUACUGUAAGUAAAAGUAAUAAAAAAUUUAAUAUUUUAGAUUUUUCAAUACCUUUGGUUAAUAUAUCUAUAACUUCUGAACCAGUGCAAUUUUCUAAUGCCAUUUCCAAUAAAACACCAGUUUAUAAAAAAAAUAUAAGUAAUAAUAUUACAAGUUCCAGGCGAAUAACACGCCAAAUUGAUCACUUGUAUGAUUUAGAUGUAUCUAAUGAGCCUUUAAAAGCAUUUAAGAAAACUCGUGAUGGCUUUAAAUUGAAAAAAACUAUACAACACAGAACACAAAAACCAAAGAAAUGCAUAAAAUCUAAUCAACCAUUACCAGAAAAUAAAAAAGUAGUUGAUGUUCUUAAUAAAAUUAGGAACAAUUUUAACAAUAAAAAAUUGCAAACUGAGGAUAGUACUAAAAAAGUUAUUGGUACAGGAAAAAUGCUUGAACUAAGUUGUAUGGAAAGGCAAACAGAAACCGAUGAUUUUAGCCCUGGAGGAUUUGAAAAUAGUAUUGAGAUCAAUGAAAAUGUGCACACAAAUAAAAAGAUGCAAUGCGUGAAUGAGAUAGACAUGGAUGACCACUCUCAUAAUGAUUUGGACGAUAUUGAUACUCUGAGUGAUGUCUGGCCUAUGAUUUCUACACCCGUAUCAAAUAUGAAGAACACGAGAAAAAACCUGCAUGAAUCCAUGAAUUUUGGUUCACCCAUAAAUAAUAGUUCAAAAACAGAAAAUGUUUUCAAUACUCCUUGGAGAGUAAUGGGUUUUGAAAGUAAUAGAUUACCUGCAAAUUUUCCUGUUAAAAAAUCAUUGUUGCCUAAUUACCAAAAAGAUACAUCAUUAAGAUUUUCUACAUUAGGAUCAGAAACAUUAAAGACAAGUCUUCCACAAAAAAUUUCACCAGUUAAAUUAUUUGAAGAUGACUUUACAGCACAUGAUAAUUAUAUUUUGAAGACUCAGAACUUAUUGAAUCCACAAAAAAGUCUAAUAAUGAGCAAUUCUUCUGUAAAUGAAAAUGAAGAAAGUAUUGAGAAUGAAAUAUUGAAUGAAGAAGUAAUAGCAAAUAAUUGCGAAGAAAAUAGAAAUCAAAUUAAUGUUUCUAAAAGUAAAUCUUUCGAUAAAGAAAAUAAUCCGGAUAGUAUCAAUAAUAUAUUUAGCUUUGAUUCUAUAAAUGAAGAAAAUAGAAAUCAAACUAAAGGUAAAUCUUUCGAUAAAGAAAAUAAUCCGGAUAGUAUCAAAAAUAUAUUUGGCUUUGAUUCUAUAAAUGAAGAUGUAAAUGUUUUGAACGAAGUUAAUGAAAAUGUGCCUAGAACAACUAGAGUUUCUUUACGAGAAAUUAAAAAUGUAAUUCAUUAUGCAAAAAAGCAGAAAAAAUUUGCAGGUCAUCAGAAUCUAAAUACUCAAAAUGUACUAAAUAAAGUUACAACAUUAUCAGAGACAGAAAAUAAUCAAUCCAUAAUUUCCGAAAAAAUAAAUGUUGAUAUGAGUUUGGAAUCAGAAAAUGUAAAUAAUUCUGAUGAAAACCAGCUUCGCCCUAUAUUAUUUGACGAUCCUGAGGAAUUCAAUGUCUCGCUGAAACUACCUGAGAAUUUUCAAUGUGAUGAAGUAUCUCCAAUGAAAAAGAGUAAAUUAAAAAUGUUUCAGCCAAAGACACAUAAAAGUAAAGCAAUUAAAUUAACAACAGAGGAGUGGGUUGAGUCAAAAAAAUGGGAGAGAGAAUUCAAUGCAAUGGUCAAAGAUGUGGAAUCCUUUGAAAUGAUAAUUGAAUAAUUUAUUAGAGUACAAAAUUGAAUGCCAU